Macrosiphum euphorbiae (potato aphid) is the source of this 450-nucleotide messenger RNA. Lineage: Eukaryota; Metazoa; Arthropoda; Insecta; Hemiptera; Aphididae. The record is from the annotation of a GenBank genome assembly.
AUGUCAAUUUUAGCAUCUGCCGCAUUUUUAACAUGUGUUGCGGCUGGUGCGGGUAUAUUCGCGUUUGCGUCAACUCUGGCAUCAGCUAGAAAAACAGAUCCCACCAUGUUUUCCAAAGGACAAGCUCCUUCAUUACCCACUACUGAAUCAGGUGUACAGUUGGCCAUUAGAGCACUAAAAUGGGGAACAUUCUACGCUGUUGGCGGCUGUGGACUGUUUUUUUAUGGUGUUUGGAAAAUGAGCGGUGCUAAUGAUAUGCACGAAUUUAGAUUAAAAAUAGGUUCAAUUCUUCCAAGGCUUACUCCAACUGUUCACAAUUCACGUACAGAAUUUGAAGGAUUGACAGAUUUAAUGACGUAUUUGGCUACAGACUAUUCAGGACAAACUUCAAAAACUGAAAUCACUAAUGACCUUAAUAAUGAGUCUAAAAAUGAAAUACCCAAAAAUUGA